UCGUAACCACCUACCCCCUUCCCUGUCGGCCCAAGAUGGGUUUCCUGGCGAAAAUUGUGUUUGUGGUGAUAUCCCUCACAUCUGCCGUGGUGUUUAAACAAUACCGUGAAAUGGCUGCACCGAAGCCAGUUCCCGAGCUGAACCUCAAGCAAUACUGGGGCCCCGGCGAUGUGAAGCAAUACAAAGAGGACACCAGCAUUAAACCGUUUAAGGUGUCGUACGAUUCAUCCGUGAUCGAAAAGCUGCGCGCCAAGUUGAACGAUGUUCCCAACCUUACGCCACCGCUGGAAGGUGUUGCGUUUGAGUAUGGAUUCAACAGCAACAGGUUGAAGGAAAUUCUCAAGUAUUGGCGCACCACCUACCUGGACAAAUGGAGCGAGCGGGAGACGUUCUUGAACAAGUUCCCCCAUUUCCACACACAAAUUCAAGGUCUUAACGUGCACUACAUCCACGUCAAGCCGAAAGUUCCUGCCGGCACCAAGGUGCUUCCGCUACUUCUUCUCCACGGAUGGCCCGGUUCCGUGCGCGAAUUCUACGACAUCAUUCCCCUGCUAACCACCAAAUCGAACGAUAAGGACUUUGUGUUUGAAGUGAUCGUACCAAGUCUGCCCGGGUACGGUUGGUCGCAGGGAAGCUCCAAAAAGGGUCUCAGCCCGUCGGAGGCGGCAAUUGUGUUGAAAAAUCUUAUGAGCCGUGUUGGGUUUGAAAAGUUCUACAUCCAGGGUGGAGAUUGGGGAGCUUUAAUUGGCAACUAUAUUGCCACGUUCUUCCAAAGCAAUGUGCUGGGUGUACAUCUCAACAUGUGCUCCAUUAUGACACCUCUGGCCUAUCCGAAACUGUUCCUGGCUGCGCUUCGCCCUUCUAUGUUCGUCGAGGAGCAGUAUACAGACUUUUACUUCCCACUCGGAAAGGUAUUUUCGAACAUUAUUGAAGAGUCCGGCUACAUGCACCUUCAGGCAACGAAACCCGAUACGAUCGGUACGGCACUGCAAGGCAAUCCGAUCGGUUUGGCAGCUUAUAUUCUGGAGAAGUUUUCCACCUGGACCAAUCCGGCCUAUCGUAAUCUAGCGGACGGUGGGCUCGAAAAGUAUUUCACGCUCGACGCGUUGCUGGACAAUGUGAUGAUUUACUAUCUGACCGAUAGCAUCAUCACCUCGCAGCGGUUUUACGCGGAAGCAAUGGCGUCGGACGAGCUGAAGAAGGAGAUUGAUCGUAUACCGACCGUGGUUCCGGCUGCUUGUGCAAAGUUCCGGCAUGAAAUUUUCCUACAGCUCGACUGGAUACUGAAGGAUCACUUUACCAAUCUGGUGCAGAGCAACCAUUUCCAGGAUGGUGGUCACUUUGCGGCCAUGCAGCUGCCGGAGGUUUUGUACAAAGAUGUCGUUAGCUUUGUUGCUUCGCUUCAGAAGUAA
Molecule: messenger RNA, 1412 nt
Organism: Anopheles maculipalpis
Lineage: Eukaryota; Metazoa; Arthropoda; Insecta; Diptera; Culicidae
Product: juvenile hormone epoxide hydrolase 2-like
Exons: 2
Coding region: 36-1412 (458 amino acids)
Biological process (GO): epoxide metabolic process
Molecular function (GO): epoxide hydrolase activity
Source: RefSeq, a predicted model, not a curated record